Molecule: messenger RNA, 972 nt
Organism: Salvelinus fontinalis (brook trout)
Lineage: Eukaryota; Metazoa; Chordata; Actinopteri; Salmoniformes; Salmonidae
Exons: 1
Coding region: 1-972 (323 amino acids)
Source: RefSeq, a predicted model, not a curated record
AUGUCUUCAGUUGAAUUCCUGCUGUCUGUCCCCCUGGAAGCACCCACCAGCCCCCAGCCACCACCCCCCAGACACCAGCCCCCCCACCCACAAUCCACCAGCCCCCAUCCACCAGCCUCUAGCCACUCCCCACCAACCCCCACUCCACCAGGCACCCACCCACCACCAGGCCCCAGCUACCACCAGGCCCCACCCACCACCAGGCCCCAGCCACCACCAGGCCCCAGCCACCACCAGGCCCCAGCUACCACCAGGCCCCAGCCACCACCAGGCCCCAGCUACCACCAGGCCCCACCCACCACCAGGCCCCAGCUACCACCAGGCCCCACCCACCACCAGGCCCCAGCUACCACCAGGCCCCACCCACCACCAGGCCCCAGCUACCACCAGGCCCCACCCACCACCAGGCCCCACCCACCACCAGGCCCCAGCUACCACCAGGCCCCACCCACCACCAGGCCCCAGCUACCACCAGGCCCCACCCACCACCAGGCCCCAGCUACCACCAGGCCCCACCCACCACCAGGCCCCAGCCACCACCAGGCCCCAGCCACCACCAGGCCCCAGCUACCACCAGGCCCCAGCCACCACCAGGCCCCAGCUACCACCAGGCCCCACCCACCACCAGGCCCCAGCCACCACCAGGCCCCACCCACCACCAAGCCCCAGCCACCACCAGGCCCCACCCACCACCAGGCCCCACCCACCACCAGGCCCCAGCUACCACCAGGCCCCACCCACCACCAGGCACCACCCACUACCAGGCCCCAGCCACCACCAGGCCCCACCCACCACCAGGCCCCACCCACCACCAGGCCCCAGCCACCACCAGGUCCCACCCACCACCAGGCCCCACCCACCACCAGGCCCCACCCACCACCAGGCCCCAGCCACCACCAGGCCCCACCCACCACCAGGCCCCAGCCACCACCAGGCCCCACCCACCACCAGGCCCCAGCCACCAUCAAAUAA